AUGGUCUCCUCCCGCCACAACCGGCCCAUCAACGGGCAGAGAAAAACCACCAGCUUCAAGCGCGAGCCAACGUCCAAACCCGACGACCUCGAAGCCGGCACCAGCCCCCGACGGCCCCGCAGCGCCAUCAACCACAACCCGCUGCCCCCACGCUUCCGCUUCCGCGACGCCGCCGUCACCGCGCGCGACAUGCAAGACGUGGACCAGAUCAAGAAAUCCCUGCGGGCGGGGCUGUCGGAGCACGCCUCGCUCGAGCAGUUCCGGCUGUCGGACGCGGAGAUCAAGCGGGUCAAGAACAAGAAGGUGCGGGAUUUCUAUCGCGAGCAGAACGACCGGCUGGACGACUGGCUCGAGGUGGACGCGCUGGUGCUGGCCAUGGCGGACGACGUGCUGGACAGCAUGAACCCGAGGGAUUUCGAUCACGAUGGCAUCGCCGAGGCGGGCGGCGCGUUGCAGGCGACGAGCGAGAGCAUCGAGCCGCUGUUGCCCGAGGAGGAGAGGGAGAAGAGGAGGAAGGCGAGGAGGAAGGCGGGGUGGGCGAUUAAUAUCAACGUCGUCGCGAACAUCCUGCUGCUCGGAGCAAAGUGCAUUGCGGCGUACUUCUCGUCGUCGCUCUCGCUGCUCGCGUCGUUGGUCGACUCGGCAUUGGACCUGCUGUGCACGCUGAUUGUCUGGACGACGAACAAGCUGGUGGCGUGGCGGUUGAGCAAGCUGAGGGCCAAGUUCCCCGUAGGCAGGAAACGUCUGGAGCCGUUGGGCAUCCUGGUCUUCUCUAUCAUCAUGAUCGUAUCCUUUGUACAAGUCCUGCAGGAGUCCAUCGGGAAGCUGAUACCAGGAACCGGCAAGGCCGAGGAGCUCCCCGUCAUAGCGAUUUCGGCCAUGGCCGCGACCAUCGGCUUGAAGGGCCUCAUCUGGUUCGGCUGCAUCCCGAUCAAGACGACGCAGGUGCAGGCUCUCGCCCAAGACUGCAAGACAGACGUCUACUUCAACACGCUCUCCCUCCUCUUCCCCGUCAUCGGCGCCAAGGCCGACGUCUGGUGGCUCGACCCGCUCGGCGCCUCGCUGCUCUCGCUCUUCAUCAUCUACGACUGGGCCUCGACGUCGCUCGAGAACGUGACGCGCCUCACGGGCUCCGCCGCCGACGACCGCGUCCAGCGCAAGAUGCUGUACCUCGCCUACCGCUUCACCCCCGUCGUGUCCGGCCUCAAGCGCGUCACCGCCUACCACGCCGGCGACGGCGUCUGGGUCGAGAUGGACGUGCUGCUGGACGAGAAGACGCCGCUGCGGAAGGCGCACGACAUCGCCGAGACGUUGCAGUAUUGCUGUGAAGCGCUGGGCGAAGUCGACAGAGCCUUCGUUACUACGGAUUACGCAACUCAGGGUCCUUCUGGACACGUCAGUGAAGAUUAA
Diplodia corticola is the source of this 1410-nucleotide messenger RNA. RefSeq names its product cation efflux family protein. The transcript is spliced from 5 exons. Bases 1 to 1410 code for a protein of 469 amino acids. Lineage: Eukaryota; Fungi; Ascomycota; Dothideomycetes; Botryosphaeriales; Botryosphaeriaceae. The record is from RefSeq and is a predicted model, not a curated record. Gene Ontology annotation, biological process: monoatomic cation transport; transmembrane transport. Gene Ontology annotation, molecular function: monoatomic cation transmembrane transporter activity. Gene Ontology annotation, cellular component: membrane.